Messenger RNA from Meloidogyne enterolobii, 1662 nucleotides. NCBI's taxonomy places the organism in Eukaryota, Metazoa, Nematoda, Chromadorea, Rhabditida, Meloidogynidae. The record is from the annotation of a GenBank genome assembly.
AUGACAACUCAAAAAACUGGCAAUUUUUUCUCACAAAUAUUUUCGGAAAUUCCUGACUUAGAAAAAGAAGAAAAAUCUCGACAGGAAAGUAAUUCUAUAAAACGAGCAAUUCGUCAGUUAUUUAUACCUGACAGCAAAACAACCAAUGAACUUUUUGAUGCCAACUUACAAAUUGCUGCUGGCCCUCAUUUUCAAUCAGUUAAAAUUGAGGAUGUACAUAUUUAUCGUGGAGAAGAAAAAUUAACUAUUAAAUUUCCACAGUCAUUUGAAGAAUGUAAUUUUGAUGUAUCGAUAAUGGAGAAUAUUAAAAAGAAGAAUUACAAAACUCCAACACAAAUCCAAGCAGCUAUGAUUCCUUUGAUUCGGGAUACAGAUUGUGGGUUAAAUAAAUUUUUUAAGCAUUUUUCCUCUUUUCAGCUUUAUUUUAUUUCUUAUGAUAUACUCGGACAUUCACAAACCGGCACUGGGAAAACUGCUGCAUUUUUAUUGCCUAUAAUUGAUGAAAUACAUAAAGGGCAUCAAAGUGGACAAAUUACCUUUAACAGUGAUUCUCCCUAUGUAAUUGUUCUUGCAACUACUCGUGAAUUGGUUAUGCAAUUAUUUGAGGAUGCACUUGCUUUUGCAUCUGGAACAUCAGUUUCAGUUGCUUAUGCAAUUGGCGAUAUGCCGUCUGGAUAUUCAAUAAGAACUCUCAAAAAAGGAUGUGAUAUAUUUAUUUCUACAAUUGGCAAACUUUGUGAUUAUUUGGCCUAUUCUGUUGUAACAACAUAUAAAAUGAAAUAUUUUGUGCUUGAUGAGGCCGAUAGAUUUCUUUCAAAGCAAUGUGCUUUGGAUGAUCUUCGCAGAUUAAAUGAUUUUGGUUAUUUGAAACCAAAACACCGAACAAUCAUGUUAAGUGCCACUUUUGAUGUUGAAACUCUUAAUGAUAUUAAAAAUGAAUUUAUGGCAGAAAAUCAUUGCUGGAUCCGUGCUGGCGCGGUUAAUCAAGUUGUCAACACAAUUACGCAAAAAAUAUUGAAAGUUGCUCAUUUUCAAAAAAGACAGACACUUUUGAAGAUUCUUUUGGAAAAGUCAACAAAUAUAAAUCAGCCAUUUGAAGAAACAAUUUAUAAAACUGAAAAAACAGUCAUUUUCAUUCAUGGACGUCGUGAAUGUGACCGCCUGUCAAUUGUUUUAGCAUGUGAAGGAUUUAGAGUAAUUCCAGUAAAUACGCAUAGAACAUUGAAACAAAGAACUGAAGCAGUGGAAAAAUUUAAGAAAGGAGAAUACGAUAUUCUUGUUUCAAAUGACCUUUUAGCACGAGGGAUGAAUUUUCCGAAUGUUGAUCAUGUUAUAAAUUAUGAUUUGCCUACACCAGAGAAUCUUGUUCAAUAUAUUCAUGCUGUUGGAAGAACAGGCCGAGCGGGGAAUGCUGGACUUGCUACUUCCUUUUUCGAUCCGUUUGGGCCAGAUAGUCUUUUAGCGAAAAGUCUUAUUGUAAUUUUAGAGCAGUCAAUGCAAGUUGUUCCUGAAUUUCUUCGAGAUAUUGUUAGGCACCAACAGAGAAUUGCUGAGCAGUGCGAGCAGUAUCAACAUUCUGAUACUUACGAGGAAAUUGGUUUGGAAUGUGAGCCAACAACUAGUAAAGAAUGUUUAAAUUUAAAUUAUAAUGAUACUUGGUAG